Messenger RNA from Ectocarpus siliculosus, 578 nucleotides. Lineage: Eukaryota; Phaeophyceae; Ectocarpales; Ectocarpaceae. The record is from the annotation of a GenBank genome assembly.
CUUUCGCCUACGAGACAGACAGACAGAGAGAGAGAGAGAGACAGAGAGAGAGACAGAGAGAGAGACAGAGAGAGAGAGGCCACGCACGCGCACGUGUCGCGGCAUGAGGGACGGAAUCGCGAUCACCGCCGCCCUGACGGCCUGCACUGCAAUUGCGUUCAACUUUGGGGUUUUCUUCCCACGAAGAAGAGCCGGAAAGAGAGUCUCCUUUUCCACCCGAGAGGACAUGAUCCACGACGGCUACGGCCACCACCUGACCGAGGAGGAGAGGAAGGACUUGAGCUACUCGCCGGCGGAGCUGCAGCAGUUCUCGAGGUCGCUCGAUGUCGACGCCUGGCUGGAGGAAUGGGGAAGCUGACACGGGGUGGCUGAUUGUUGCUGUACUACUGCGGUAUGAACCGGCCCACCGGCUGUGUGCCAUGUGGCAGGCAGCCAGCAGCCAGGCAGCAGCAGAACCGGGGCGGGGGUGCGCGAAGCUUCUCCCACAGCUGGAGAUGAUAGGUUUGGGUUCAUCGAAUUGUGAGAGGCAGUCGGCGUUGGUUUGCCCGUGGUUGCGUUAGGUCCCCUUUGUGUGCGUG